GGCCGCCGUCUUCCCUGCUGUUGUGAGUGCUGGGGCUGGCGAACGCGAGCGCCCGAAGCGAGCUAGCGCGCGCGGCUGCUCCCGCUCCCGGGGCUGGGGCUUGCAUUUGCCAAGGGACCCAGCCGCCACGCUUUCGCUUAAAGGCACAGGCGGAGGCGAGGCGGAGGGGCAGCCUGCUGUGUGCUAUGUUGGGGAUCAGCGGGGAGCUCUGAGUGCGUGAGCGGCUGCGAUGGCUUCCAAACUCCUGCGAGCCGUCGUGCUGGGUCCCCCCGGCUCUGGCAAAGGGACCGUGUGCCAGAGAAUUGCCGAGAGCUUCGGGCUUCAGCACCUUUCCAGCGGGCACUUCUUACGGGAGAACAUCAGGGCAAAGAGCGAAGUUGGUGUCUUGGCAAAGCAGUAUUUAGAGCGAGGCCUUUUGGUACCGGAUCAUGUCAUCACCAGUGUCAUGAUGAUGGAGCUGGAGAAAAAGCAGUCUCAGCAUUGGCUACUUGACGGUUUUCCUAGGACACUGGUGCAAGCUGAAGCACUUGACAGAAUCUGUGAACUGGAUCUAGUGAUCAAUUUAAAUAUCCCAUUCGAGACGCUAAAAGAUCGUCUAAGCGCUCGUUGGAUUCACCCAGCUAGUGGAAGAGUGUAUAAUAUGGAGUUCAACCCACCUCAUGUACAUGGGAUCGAUGACAUCACGGGUGAACCAUUAAUCCAACGGGAAGAUGAUAAACCUGAUGCUGUUGCUGCUAGGCUAAGAAAAUACAAAGAUGCUGCAAAGCCAGUAAUAGAAUUAUAUAAGAGCAGAGGUGUCCUACACGCAUUUUCUGGGACAGAGACCAACAAAAUCUGGCCUUAUGUUUACACUCUGGUUUCCAGCAAGAUCCGGCCUGUCAAUUCCAAAGAAGCUGAUUAACCAUCUUAUGUAGAGGAUCAAGAAUUUAAUAUGACCAUUUGAAAAUUGCUGAGGGUCUCGGCGGACCACUUAAUGAUCUUUCCAAAUGUUUUGUACCGUUCGCUAACUAUUGUAACGCGCUUUGGAUAGAAGCGCUAUUUAAAAAAAAACCUUAAUAAUAAUUUAACGUUUUUUAUUCUAUAAAUAAAAGCACACAACUCCUA
This is a messenger RNA of Emys orbicularis (European pond turtle), 1104 nucleotides long. RefSeq names its product adenylate kinase 4 (gene AK4). The transcript is spliced from 7 exons. Gene Ontology annotation, cellular component: mitochondrion; cytoplasm. Bases 230 to 901 code for a protein of 223 amino acids. Gene Ontology annotation, biological process: nucleobase-containing compound metabolic process. Lineage: Eukaryota; Metazoa; Chordata; Testudines; Emydidae. Gene Ontology annotation, molecular function: ATP binding; AMP kinase activity; nucleoside diphosphate kinase activity. The record is from RefSeq and is a predicted model, not a curated record.